Molecule: messenger RNA, 537 nt
Organism: Babesia microti strain RI
Lineage: Eukaryota; Apicomplexa; Aconoidasida; Piroplasmida; Babesiidae
Exons: 1
Coding region: 1-537 (178 amino acids)
Source: RefSeq, a predicted model, not a curated record
AUGUCUUUUUAUGGACGAACGGAUUUACCUACUCCAAAUGGUUACCGUUACAGCUAUCAAGUGGGCCCUGAUGGUACCGACUUUGGUACAUUUACUACGGAUAUAUUUGUGAACCUGCAAAAUCAGUAUUCUCAGAAUAACCAAAAAUCACAAGGUUUCAAUCUAAACUUUGAUAGUGAAGAAGUGUUAAUUGUCAUUGAUAGCGUGAAAACCUACGCAAUGAAAAUAAUGUUAUAUUUCUAUCUGGGCGGAGUCCAGACUCUAUCCGGAUUCAUAUUUUCUUUACAUGGAAUCGGCUUAUUACUCGACGACAUAAUCAAUAUAUCAAUCAUAUUCUGGAAGAAACUGAACCAUAUGUAUAUGGAUGAACUAAUGCUGUAUCUCACAAAUUAUUUAAUUCUAGUAGCAAUUUUUUUGGCCUAUUUGUGGGACUGUGAUAGGCAGGGAUUAUUCAAAUAUGUUCCCGAUUACUGCAAGACCAAUUCACACAAUUUGUAUGCCAGAUAUACGACAGUAUUUGCUGAAGUCAGCAAGUAA